AUGAUCGCCUUCGCAAAAAGCCUGCUCUUGUCCUCUCGCGAUGCGAAGGCGAAUGAAUCCACACAAGCAAAGAAACCCCCACCGUCGUAUCAGCACGUGCUGACGUUGCCGCAGCAGCCACAGACACCGGGAAAGAGGAAGAUUGGUGGCACUACGAAUGAAAUCGAAGACAGGCCUAUAAAAAAGGAGCCUGGCUCACAUACCUCCACAAAGCGUCGCAAGAUAAAUGACAUCACGCCUCGAAGAACAAGGCCCUCCAAGCAGCUCAACAAUGCACCCACACAACGACUCGAUAUUACAGUAUUCGGGAGCGGGGAGAAUGGCGAACUGGGUCUGGGGAAUAAAAGCCACAACAACAAGAGUCCUACGAAGGCAAACAGGCCCCGUCUCAACCAUUUGCUAAACGCAGCGGACAUAGGCAUUGUCCAAGUAGCAGUCGGAAGCGUGCAUUGCGCUGCGCUCACACACGACGGCCGAGUCUUGACUUGGGGUGUCAACGACUCCAGGGCCCUCGGUAGAAAUACAAAAUGUGAACCACUGGCGCAACCGGACGGAGGUGUUACGAAUUUGAACCCCCUCGAAAGCACACCCGCGCCUGCGGAAGGGCUGGAAAAUCUGGGUUCAGAUAUUACACAAGUUGCUGCCACUGAUAAUGCGACCUUUGUCCUCACCAGAUCUGGACUUGUAUAUGGCUGGGGCACUUUCUUUGGCAGCGACGGUGUAUACGGUUUUUUGCGAGAGAAGAUGCGCCCAAAGAAGAAAUCCAAGUACAAAGAACGCUUCCAGGUCACGCCCAUCCAAAUAGGUGGCCUCAAAGAUAUCAAGAAGCUUUCCGCGGGCGGAAACCACGUGCUCGCUCUCACGGAAUCAGGAGACGUGUACGCCUGGGGGUCAGGACAACAAGCCGAACUUGGCCGCCGCCUCGUCCAACGGCACCAAUUCGAAUCCUUGAUCCCGCGAAUGGUCGAUCUACCGAGGAAGGGAAUCGUCGAGGCCUUUGCCGGAUUCAACCAUAGCUUCGCGAUAGACAAGGACGGCCAAGUCUGGACCUGGGGGCUGAACAAUUUCGGACAGACAGGCCUUGCCGCCAACGAGGAGAAUCUUCAUGUUGGCACCCCGACAGUCAUUCAGGGGCUGAGAGGGUACAAGAUUCGCCAUAUGGCGGGUGGCUUUCAGCAUAGCCUGGCGUGCACCGAGGACGGAGAGGUUCUUGCUUGGGGGAGAUGUGACAACAGUCAAGUUGGCAUCGACGUGUCUGCCUUGCCUAGGGAACAUGUCCUGUGCGACAGCCGAGGACGGCCGAGGAUUUUGCUGCAACCCACCAUCAUCCCUGGAAUCACGGCUACUCUCGUCGCAGCCGGCAUCGACAACUCCUUCGCCAUCACCCCAGAAGGCAAAGUCCUGACCUGGGGAUAUUCUGAAAACUGUCGAGCAGGCCAAGGGGCCGACACAACGAUUGAGACGCCUACAGAACUUACGGGAAAGGCUGUUUCCGGAAUCACGGCUACUCUCGUCGCAGCCGGCAUCGACAACUCCUUCGCCAUCACCCCAGAAGGCAAAGUCCUGACCUGGGGAUAUUCUGAAAACUGUCGAGCAGGCCAAGGGGCCGACACAACGAUUGAGACGCCUACAGAACUUACGGGAAAGGCUGUUUCCGGUAAAUCGUUCACAUUUGCUGCCUGCAGAGGGCAAUUCUCACUCAUUGCGAGUCCACGAAAGUCUUCACCCUGA
Molecule: messenger RNA, 1731 nt
Organism: Metarhizium acridum CQMa 102
Lineage: Eukaryota; Fungi; Ascomycota; Sordariomycetes; Hypocreales; Clavicipitaceae
Source: RefSeq, a predicted model, not a curated record